AUGCCUAAGAGUUACAGGAACAUCCACUCUGAGCUUUUUCUAUUGUUGCUUCCCAGGUCAACUGGAGCCCAUCAUAUCUCCGUUACUUGCACCUGGAGUCUUGCGAUAUUUGUUUGUCUCUCGCAUAAAUUUCGUAUCACGGUCAACGCAAUGUGCACUUCCUACUACAUACAAUAUACCCGCGGGUGCAGGAAAGAGAUGGAGUUCGUCCAAUGCGACGGUCGUCAAGGGUCCAACGUGAAGUGCAAACCCAUUAAGAAGGAGCUUGGCAAAAAUUCAACAAAUUACUGCAAAGGCCACCUCGUCAAUCCGGACGCCCCGAAGAAGUAUUUUUCAGACGAGGACUUGCAGGAGUGA
Aspergillus luchuensis is the source of this 357-nucleotide messenger RNA. RefSeq lists its product as uncharacterized. The record is from RefSeq and is a predicted model, not a curated record. NCBI's taxonomy places the organism in Eukaryota, Fungi, Ascomycota, Eurotiomycetes, Eurotiales, Aspergillaceae. The transcript has 2 exons. The coding region runs from base 1 to 357 and encodes 118 amino acids.